Molecule: messenger RNA, 566 nt
Organism: Anopheles nili
Lineage: Eukaryota; Metazoa; Arthropoda; Insecta; Diptera; Culicidae
Product: protein extra-macrochaetae-like
Exons: 1
Biological process (GO): cell differentiation; circadian regulation of gene expression; negative regulation of transcription by RNA polymerase II
Cellular component (GO): nucleus; cytoplasm
Molecular function (GO): protein dimerization activity; transcription regulator activity
Source: RefSeq, a predicted model, not a curated record
AAAACAGUUGCUAGUUCUGUGGCUACGAGUAAACCUACAGAAAAAAAGGAAACAGUUGUGUGUCCUCACACGCGCAACGAGUGCAUUUUAAAACGUUCUCUGGUGGAGGUCUGAAAAAGAAAAAAACCAUGAAAGCCCUUACUGGCAUGUGCCCGAACAGUGCAGGUGCAGGCGCGUCGCUGACGGCAAUUGCAACCGGUCGGGUGCAGCGCCAUCGCGAAGGUGAAAAUGACGAAAUCAAGCUGUACCUUUCAAAGCUGCGGGAGCUGGUCCCGUCGAUGCCGAAGAACCGCAAGCUGACAAAGCUCGAAGUGAUACAGAACGUCAUCGAUUACAUCUGCGAUCUGCAGAAUGCGCUUAAUUCGCAUCCGUCCGCCAACAGCUUCGAUCCGUUGGUUGCUUUGCAGCAACAUCAGCAACCCAUCGGUUAUACGGCGAUGGUGGAACCAAUCGAUACGGCCACAUCGGCAGCAUCCCGGCAGCCAUUGGGUGUUCGAGCAGCACCUAACACAAUCUUACCGAGUGGAGGCAACAAUACGGGCGGAUCAUUCCUCGGUGUUAUCGGC